Messenger RNA from Dendrobium catenatum, 921 nucleotides. RefSeq names its product protein RER1B-like. Gene Ontology annotation, cellular component: Golgi membrane. NCBI's taxonomy places the organism in Eukaryota, Viridiplantae, Streptophyta, Magnoliopsida, Asparagales, Orchidaceae. The coding region runs from base 192 to 773 and encodes 193 amino acids. Gene Ontology annotation, biological process: retrograde vesicle-mediated transport, Golgi to endoplasmic reticulum; protein retention in ER lumen. The transcript is spliced from 4 exons. The record is from RefSeq and is a predicted model, not a curated record.
UUGUCUUCUAUUAAUCAAAUAACAAGCAUUUGGGCAGAAUAUUCGCUCCGGCCUCGUCAGACCCAAGUUUUCCCCGUAACCCUGGAUCCAAUCGUCGAGACAUAGCAUUAAUCCUCCGUUAUCCGCUCCUUCCGGUGGCCGGAGAGAUAAAUCUCGUCCCUAUCUGUAGAAGGAUAUAUUCUUACCUUCUUAUGGAGGGACCCUCUGGCGAUGGCUCGAGUGCUUCUACUGCUUUGGAGAAAUGGAAGUCCGAUUUCACCCGGAAGUUCCAGUACUACCUCGAUCGCUCAACCCCUCACCCCUUGGGAAGAUGGCUGGGGACGAUUGGCGUUGCUUCGAUCUAUCUAUUACGGGUUUAUUUGAUUCAGGGUUUUUACAUCAUCACCUACGGUUUGGGGAUCUAUCUGCUUAAUCUGCUGAUCGGGUUCCUAUCUCCGAUUGCGGAUCCGGAGAUUGAGGGCUUGGAUGGAGCGUCUCUUCCCACCAAAGGUUCAGAUGAGUUCAAGCCAUUUAUUCGUCGCCUUCCUGAAUUCAAGUUCUGGUACUCCAUAACAAAAGCCAUCUGCAUUGCAUUCGCUAUGACCUUCUUUUCUGUCUUCGAUGUUCCUGUGUUUUGGCCUAUUCUUCUAUGCUACUGGAUCGUUCUUUUCUUUUUAACCAUGAAACGACAGAUUAUGCACAUGAUCAAAUACAAGUAUAUCCCAUUCAGCUUGGGCAAGCAGAAGUAUACUGGGAAGAAGGCUCCAGCAAACAGCACUCAAUCGAAGUAUUGAUCUUGUGAAUGCUCUCUGGAGGCCAGAGGCAUGCCUCUUGUUUUAGGAUUCUGUCAUGCAAUGUGUACCUUAUUGUUUUGAUAUUUUUUAACGAAAACCCUGUCUUCUCAAUAUGCUUGCCUAAUAGGAAAGGCCAAAGCUCGAUAUA